Messenger RNA from Pararge aegeria (speckled wood butterfly), 1924 nucleotides. RefSeq lists its product as uncharacterized. The record is from RefSeq and is a predicted model, not a curated record. The transcript is spliced from 5 exons. Gene Ontology annotation, biological process: intrinsic apoptotic signaling pathway. Lineage: Eukaryota; Metazoa; Arthropoda; Insecta; Lepidoptera; Nymphalidae. Bases 56 to 1924 code for a protein of 622 amino acids. Gene Ontology annotation, cellular component: mitochondrion.
ACAUUAGGGUUGAGGUAAAAUUGCACCGUAUAAUGUAAGUCCCAAGAAAUAAAGUAUGUUAUCUGCCCGUGUUAGCUUGCCAUGCAGGCCCAACGUAUUCCUAUUAAUAAAACAUGCAAGCACCACACCAGACGCGAGGUCGAUAAAACAUCCAAAUCCGAAUAAAAUCACUACUGAUAUGGUAGGUCCACCAGAUCCUGUGUCUAACUUGAGAAGAGUUGUAUUCCGAAAGCCCAUCAACGAAACUAGUCUAGAAAGGAAAUACCGGAAGCUAAGGGGUGAAGUACAGGAGUGGAACCAAGUUUUUUGGACACAACAUAAUUCACGAUUCUUUAAGGAAAGAGAAGCAUAUUUAAGAAACAACCUACCUGAAGGCAAAACCAAUCUAACAGCUGAUGAAAUGAGUGUGUUCUAUAAAGCUUUUUUAGACAAAAACUGGCGAGCUCAUCUCAACUACAAUAGGGAGUGGUACAAGAAGAAUAUGACUUUACUAAUGCUAGCUUUACAGGUUAAAUUUAGGAAAUUGUUUAGAAUAAAAAUGUAUAUAGCCCUAAAGUGGUUGGCUGGCAUGGUUUCAGCUAUGUGGAUAGGUCUGUGUUUGGUUGACCUCUAUCUGAAGGAUAAUGCUUAUGUGCAUUUAACAAAAUUCAACGAGCUAAAUUAUCUAAUACCACCAUUAUUGAAAAAUACUAGCAUUUUACCUAAGCAGAAAUCAAUUCAAGAAACAGAUAAAAAGAACCAUCCUGUUCACCACAAUAGUUUAAUUUCACAAUACAUUACGUUCAUUGCUGGUGCGUGUUUGGUUAUAAUAUAUUACAGAAAGAACGACUUAAUAUUGUAUACGAGUAUAAAAUUAAAAAGAUUAAAUAAAUACGACGUUAAAAAGCAUUUGCGGAAAUAUAAAAUUUUGAAAAAUACCGCCACCGUCGAAAUAAUUUAUGUUGCCAUUUUGAGAAUAUUGGAAAUCAGCAAGGGUAUUUUUAAGAAACUAAGAAUGUAUCUGCUUACUAUAAAUAAAAAAGAGACAACGCCGAAACGUGAUUCCCAAAAUGUAAAUAUAUUUUUACUUAAGAAAUUAAGAGAAUAUAGCCAAGAACGCAGGAACUGGGGUCACGUAAUAUUUGCGGCUAUUCACGAAAAUAAAAAUAUUAGAAUGCGAUGUCAGUUGGAAAUGUUGGCCAAAAAACGACUCGUUAAACACAUAGAAGACACUCAAAAACAAAUUAAGGAAAACAAAUCACGAUACCUGACCUUUCAACAACUGUAUUUGGUAACACAUCAGGAAAAUAACUUUUUAAAAUCACGUGUUAGAAAACUAACACAAGAUAAAGAGGAAGCUGAAAGAAAUCUUAUUAAAUUAGUAAAUUAUGUUUGGCAAUCAAAAAACAAUGAACUGAAGGAAUAUUGCACUCGUUUUAUAGUAAAAACUAAAGAUAACUUGCUAAAUUCAGAUGUAAGAGUGGAAAUCGAUAAAUUUCUGACAUACACAAGUAAAACAACACUUUCUCAUCAGGAAUCAAAUAAGUCUCACUAUCUUAGUACAAUUAAAGAAGACAAUGAUAAUUUCCGUGAAGACAUGAUUCUGGUUAAGGACGCUCCAAAAUUAAGGGGUCUUCCUGGUGAAUCUGUAUGGACUGUUAAAGAUAAAGAUGGACUUAUAGAGAAGUUGUAUGAAUACGAAACUGAUUUUGAUAGUGGUGACAUUAUUAGAAGAAUAAGGCAAUAUUCGGUGUAUUACGAUAAAGAUUGCUUAUUAGACGUCUCUAGUUCAACAACUUUAAUUCAGAGUACAAAUAUUGACUUGACAAAUUUUUGUCACCAGUACAUAAAUAAACGCAUAACUGGCUCUCAAGCUUUUCGAAAUUUUUUAUACACUAACAAAAUUAUUUCUCUCCCAAGAACGUCAGCGCCGGUUAUUUAUUGA